AUGGCUCCAUAUGGUCUAACUUCUUGGACAGGACAACGGUUUGGAAAUCAGCAAGGUAACAGACCUUACAGUGGAAACAGCCAACGCAGUAACUUUCAAGGCAAUUCUUCUGGUUUCACUCCCAAACCUGACUAUCAAAAGCAGCAACAAAGCAGUGGAUACACAAGGACCUAUGGCAACAAUUCAUAUCAGUCUCCACCUCCAAAAACAGCUGAGAGUAGUAGUGUGGAAGCUAUGCUUGAGCAGCUUUUGCAAGGUCAAGAACUGAUGACAGUGACCUUCAAUGGGAAGCUUGACAAUAAGCUAGAAAGUCAGGUUGCACAAACAGUUGGAUCCAUCAAAAGGCAAGAGGGAUUUCUCCCUGGGAUAACUGAAUCAAAUCCCAAGCAUUCAUGCAAUGCAGUGACCUUGAGAAGUGGCAAACAACUCCAUUCUACACCCCAGAAGGAUCAAUCUCAUGAUCUACUUGAGUUGAUUGAUGUUGAAGAGGAUGAGGAUGUUUCUGCGGAACUAGUGCUGACCGACACAGAAGAGCAUCGGUCGACACCCUGUCCACCCGAAGCCACAGAUUCUACACUAGAAGUCAGCAUCGAUCGAUGCCACCUUGGUACCGAUCGAUGCCAACCACGGACCGAAACCCAGAAAGACACAUCUUCCACACCAGUUGCAGAGAGAGUUUACAAACCCAAGGUUCCUUUUCCUAAGAAUCCAAGGAAGUCCAAACAAGAGAGAUAUGUCAAGAGGAUGGUGACUAAGGAUUUGAAUGCUGAGCAAGGAGUGAUGAUGAUAUCAGCUCAAGUCAGUGCUAUUAUCCAGAACAAGAUCCUAGAGAAGCUUCCUGAUCCAGGUAGUUUUGUUCUUCAUUGCACUAUAUUCACUGACAGAUUUGCUAGAUCUUUGUGUGAUCUUGGUUCUAGUGUCAACUUUAUGCCAAGAUCAGUGGCUCUUCGCCUGGGUAUGACAGACUUCAAGCCUACCAAGCUCACUCUUAUCCUUGUUGAUCGCUCAAUUCGCAUUCUUGAUGGUGUACUUGAAGAUGUUCCAAUUAAAAUUGGUGAAUGCUUGUUACCUACUGAUUUUGUGGUACUCAAGUAUGAAGAAGAACCUAAGGACCCUCUUAUCCUGGGAAGAUCAUUCUUAGCCACUGCUGGAGCUAUAAUUGAUGUCAAGAGGGGACAAAUUGGGCUUAAUAUUGGUGAUCUAUAA
Molecule: messenger RNA, 1206 nt
Organism: Camelina sativa (false flax)
Lineage: Eukaryota; Viridiplantae; Streptophyta; Magnoliopsida; Brassicales; Brassicaceae
Source: RefSeq, a predicted model, not a curated record